Molecule: messenger RNA, 1912 nt
Organism: Carcharodon carcharias (great white shark)
Lineage: Eukaryota; Metazoa; Chordata; Chondrichthyes; Lamniformes; Lamnidae
Product: cytochrome P450 7A1-like
Exons: 6
Coding region: 271-1812 (513 amino acids)
Biological process (GO): cholesterol homeostasis; bile acid biosynthetic process
Molecular function (GO): oxidoreductase activity, acting on paired donors, with incorporation or reduction of molecular oxygen; steroid hydroxylase activity; heme binding
Source: RefSeq, a predicted model, not a curated record
UUGGCAUGGUUCCCCUCCUGCGUAUCUUGCUGUGAAAAGUUCACAACAUCAGCGGGUUAAAGCGUUGACGUGGAUUUUGAUUUGCUACCUACGCCCGAAAGGACUCCACAGUUGUUCGAUCUCCACAACUGCUUUGUAUGACUUGUAGCUUAAUUUCAGUGAAGUGAAUCACCAAAACUUUGGCGAAUCGGGAAGAUCGAAGGGAAGAGCAAAGGCUGCAACAACCUCUGCUGCUGUGAACUCCCGUUGUUCCUGACAAAUUAUCCAACAAUGGCAGAUCUGGGUGUCUGGGUUGUGAGUGUACUGGCUGGGUUGUCACUCGGCUUGUUCCUGCUGCGAAGGAUCAGGAGAAGAGAAGAGGGAGAACCCCCAGUUGAAAAUGGCUGGAUUCCAUACAUUGGUUGUGCUUUAGAGUUUGGUGCAAAUCCUUUGAAGUUUCUGAAAACUCGCCAGAAGAAAUAUGGAGAUGCUUUUACAUGUAAAAUAGCUGGGACCUUCAUCACUUUUAUCACUGACCCCUUCUCAUAUAGCUCUGUAACUCGACAUGGAAAAAACCUUGAUUUUCAGACAAUUGCACUAAAAAUUUCAAGAAGGGCAUUUGGUCAUGUAGAUUUUACUGAUGCUAAAUAUGGGAUAAGCUAUGAAGAGAUACAUCAAAUCUUCAACAAGACCCUGCAAGGAUUCUCCUUGGGCCUCCUAACCUCAAAUAUGAUGGAAAAUCUCCAAUUUGUAAUGUUACAAGACAAGAAAUCAUCAGACUCAAGCAACUGGACCAUCGAAAGCCUUUAUGCAUUUUCAUUCAGGAUAAUGUUUGAAGCUGGGUAUUUAACACUCUUUGGAAAAAAUGAAAAAGCAAUGAAACAAAAUAAUGUGGAAAAGACAAAGGCACAGCAUGCUGUCAUUCAGUCUGUCAUGGAGAAUUUUAAAGUGUUUGACAAUGUAUUUCCUAAAUUAGCUGGUGGUAUUCCGUUGUUGUUUUUCAAAGCUGCCAAGCAAUCAAGAAUGGCUCUAGCACAAACAUUAUUGCACGAUAACCUAAGACAGAAUGACAAUAAAUCUCAUCUCAUAGAGGAGAGAAUUAAACUUUUGGAUUGUUCACCUGCACUUGAUGAACUCAGCAAGGGGAAGGCUCAUAUCGCAAUGUUGUGGGCUUCGCAGGCUAAUACGCUUCCAGCUACCUUCUGGAGUGUUUAUUAUUUAAUAAGGUCUCCAGAAGCAUUGAAAGCAAUGAAAAAUGAAGUUGAAUAUUUGCUUCGUGUGACCAAUCAGAAGCCUGGAGACAUUAAUAAUCCGAUUAGCUUCACCAGAGAGCAAUUAGAUAGCAUGACAGCGAUGGGUAGCCUAAUAAAUGAAGGUCUGCGCUUAUGCAGUGGAUCAAUAAUGCUGCGUGUUGUCACUGAGAACUCUGUAUUAACUCUGGAUACCGGUACAAAACUGGCUGUUCGAAAAGGAGACCAAAUUGGUUUAUACCCUCAACAACUGCAUAUGGAUCCAGAGAUUUAUGAGGAUCCCUUGGAAUUUAAGUACGACAGAUUUUUGGAUGAAAAUGGAAAAGAGAAGACCACAUUCUACAAAAAUGGUAGAAAGCUUAAACACUAUCUCAUGCCUUUUGGUUCUGGGGUCAGUAUGUGUCCAGGUCGCUUUUUUGCAAUCAAUGAGAUCAAACAGUUUUUGACUUUACUGCUCUGUUAUUAUGACAUGGAACUACUUGAUGCCUCAGCACCUACUCCACCCCUUGAUAAUUCAAGGCUUGGACUUGGAAUUCUGCAGCCAUCUCAUGAUGUUCAGUUUCGCUACCGAAUGAAAAAAUAAUGGCAUAAUGAUUUCACAGAAAGUUAACAUUUGGUAAAAUGCCAUGUAUAGAAAAUCAGUUUCUCUCCAUUGAAGCCGAAAUGAAAAAUAAUACAUAGAA